Perkinsus marinus ATCC 50983 is the source of this 591-nucleotide messenger RNA. RefSeq lists its product as hypothetical. The annotation marks the transcript as partial. The record is from RefSeq and is a predicted model, not a curated record. Gene Ontology annotation, cellular component: ER to Golgi transport vesicle membrane; endoplasmic reticulum exit site. The transcript has a single exon. Lineage: Eukaryota; Perkinsozoa; Perkinsida; Perkinsidae. Gene Ontology annotation, biological process: autophagy; Golgi organization; COPII vesicle coat assembly.
AUGGCCGCCACUGACCGAGCCGUUGUGGCCCUUCGUAGACUGGCAGAUGCCCUUAUGCACGCAGGGAGGGUGCCAGCGGCCGAUGUGUGCUAUACUCUGGGCAAAUUAGCUAGCGGAGCGAAGCAGAUGUUUGACCCUGUUGAUGACCCUAAUGCCCUUAUGAGUAUGUUGUUGGUGGACCCUAGGGAUAUCUCGAAGCUUAGCCGCAUCCUGCAGCCUCGAGCGCUGCAUGCUUCAGAGGUGUUGGAGUACGUCGGCCCAGCUGUAGUGGAGCCCUCGUUGAUCCCCUUCAAGUUCGUCUAUGCCCAGCGGCUUGCGGAGUGCGGCCUCCUGGACCAAGCAUCGGCCUAUUGUCGAGAGGUCUACCAGUACAUGGGCGACCAGCCUAGUGGGAGGUACUCCCAGCAGUUGAGAAGUCUCGUUGGGGACUUUGGAAGGAGGCUGACCAUGCACAGAAGAUACGUCACGGAGGCGGAGCUGUGCACGUCGGACUACAAGUUGGACGAGUCUGAUAGUCGUGGGAUUUGGGGUGGCCUCAAGUCCCUGGCCGGAGCCUCUAUGCAGACCACACCAGAAAGCACUUGGGCUAAG